Lasiosphaeria miniovina is the source of this 1419-nucleotide messenger RNA. RefSeq lists its product as uncharacterized. The transcript has 2 exons. Gene Ontology annotation, cellular component: fungal-type vacuole membrane. Bases 1 to 1419 code for a protein of 472 amino acids. The record is from RefSeq and is a predicted model, not a curated record. Gene Ontology annotation, biological process: vacuole fusion, non-autophagic. Gene Ontology annotation, molecular function: phospholipid binding. NCBI's taxonomy places the organism in Eukaryota, Fungi, Ascomycota, Sordariomycetes, Sordariales, Lasiosphaeriaceae.
AUGGCAGGCAACUCGCCGCCGUCCCCGACGCCGUCACAGCUGCCUCCGGUGCCGGCUAGCCCAACAUACUCUUACGCCUCAACCGCGAACCCCAUGUCGCAAUACAACCUACCGCUACCGCCGCCCCCGCGGCCCGCGCAUGCCGUGCUCACCAAGGCCGACCUCGAGUCCUCGCAAACCGCCUACGCCGACGUGCUGACGACAGCCAAGGCCUACCGGCUCGCGCUCGCGUCGCUCUCGACGGCCGCGUCCGCGUUCGGGUCCGCGCUCGAGUCGUGCGCGCGGCUCAAGGAGGCGCGCGCCGACGCCCUCGGCCCUGCCGCCGGUGCGUCGCUCAGCAACAGCUUCAACACCAAGGGCACGUGCACCGCCGACGCGCUGCUGACGGUGGCCGGGCUGCAGCACCUGGUCGCGAACCACCAGCAGAUACUUUCCGAGACGGUCUACCGCUCCUUCGAGGUGCCGCUGUUGCACGAGCUGGACAAGUGGCGCGCCGCCGUCGACGACGAGGAGGACGGCUACGCCCGCGCCGCCGCUGCCCAGAGCCGCGAGAUCCGCCGCCUCGAGAAGGAGGGCCUCAAGCUGCACCGCCAGCGCCGCCGCGACGUGGCAAAGUUCCGCAGCCACCUCGUCGAGCUCACCACCAAGCUCGACGGCCUGACCGUGCUGCACGGCGAACACGCCCGCACCCUGCUGCGCGAGAGCCAGGAGACGAGCGAGUGCAUUGUCGACGCCAGCUGCAGCCUGGUGCGCGCCGAGGUCGACAUCUUCGAGAGCCUGGCGCGCAAGGGCUGGACUGGCGGCGGGCUCGAGGACGUGCUGGAGAAGGGCGUCGAUGUUUUCGCGGCCGAAGACCACCAUACCAGUAUAGGGAGGGUCGGUGGUGGAAAGGGUAGUAGCGGCGGGUCUGGUGGAGAUGGCAGCGGCAGCGGCGGUGGCGGCAGCGGUGGUGUCGGGUCUGGUGACGGAAGUAAGUUGUUUAGCAUCUUGCCGCCCAAGAGCAUCCUCGCCGACUCCGGGUCCGAAACACUGCGGGUCGGGAACCACAACCGUACCGACAGCCUGCUCGUGGACGGGGAUCGCUACCAGAGCCUAGUCGGCGCCGUCGGCAGCGGUCCCGGCUCUAACCUACCGACACCUACGGGAGGCGGCGGCGGCCUGCGGGAGAGAGACCGCGACUCGGAUAGCGUGUUUUCCGAGUUCAACCGGCCCCGCGGCGUGCGGCCCUUCUCACCCCAUCCUCAGCCCCUGAGACUGAACCCCGAGAACCUCAUUGGGAGCCUCGACAACAGCGACUCCCCUUGGCUCAACGAAGGGCUGCGCAGCCUGUCAGGCGCGGAGGAGGACCAGGAGGAAGUCGGCGCCAGCCUAGAGACGCCGCGCCAGCGUAAGGACGGGAGCUGGAGCCUGGCAAGAUGA